Messenger RNA from Paramecium tetraurelia, 1521 nucleotides. RefSeq lists its product as uncharacterized. The record is from RefSeq and is a predicted model, not a curated record. Lineage: Eukaryota; Ciliophora; Oligohymenophorea; Peniculida; Parameciidae. The transcript has 2 exons.
AUGAAGAGGAUGAAAACUAUCAUUGUGAUGACUAUUAACCAUAUGAUACUUGCAACAAUAUUAAUCUGUAAGUUAACUCUAUGGUAUGCUCCUCUGGUUUAAAUUGAUGCUUGUUAUUAUAAUAAAUAAACUCAAAGUUGUGAAUCUCCUAAAGAAACUUUGGAUGGUUGUGAUAUUGAGGGUUUAAAUUACAUAGCAUGUUCUGAAAUAAAAGGAUGUUAUUUUGAAAAUCAUAAAUGCUAAACACUUAAUGAAGAAACAUAUAGUUGCCUUUAAUAUCCUAAAGCUCAUUAAGAUAUUUGUAAAAAUGCUUAUGAUUUAUGUAAAUAUAGUCCUUUAAAUUAUGGUUGCGUACCUGCUUAAUCCAAUGAAAUAUGCAAAAGAGAAGGUUUAAGUUAAUCCGGUUGUGUCAAAUCAUAAAAUUAGUGCUUUUGGAAUAAAAAUAAUUGUGAAUGCUUGAGCAUUUAAAAUGUUUUUCCAUUUUGUGAUUAAAUAUUUGACUCUCAAAAAUGUAAUAAAUUUAAACAUUGCUAAUAUGACUAUAUGAAAACAAAUAAUAAUGAAGUUAAUUAAUAAAUUGAAAAUUAAAAUUUAGGGACUUGUCGACGAAAGCUUUGCUCAGAACUUACAAAAGGGUAAUGUUAAAAGUUUUAAAUAUUGGAUGAUUAUUGCUAUUUAAACAAUUAAAAUAAAUGUUAGAAGGCAAAUUCAUGCGAGGAAGUUAAAAAUGCAAGCGAAAUGUGCUCAAAUUUAGUCAUUAAUGGUAUUCCUUGUACAGAACAUUCAGAUAAUAUUACUUGUAAGAAAUUAGAGUGUUCAAAAUUGGAUUAUAAAUAGUGUAAAUUAUUUUUUCUUUAUUGCACUUUUACUGACCUUUGUAAACCCAUAUUAUGUUAAGAAUUGGAAUCUGAAGACUCAUGUAGAUUUCAUAAUUGCCAAUGGAACUACAAUCAAAGUAAAUGCAGUAAUAAUUAGCCAUGCGAGAGUUAUUCUACAUCAGAUUUGUGCAAUUAAAAUUCCUAUAAUAAUGUUAAAUGCAUCUGGAAAAUUGAUAAUGAAGAGAGAUUUUGUACUGCUAAAGGAUGUAGAGAGUUAGUUAAAUUAUAGGAAUGUAGAAAUACGUUUAUACAAAAAAAUAUAUGUGUCCGCCUUCAAGAUGACACAUGUUUAUAAUGUGAAGAAAUUAAAGAUUCAUGUUUAUGCAUUGAUCAAGAGUAUUGCAGUUUCAACUAUAUUUUGCGAUAAUGCUAAUCUAUAAAUUGCAUUAAGUUAAAUAAUGAAAAAAAAUGUUAACAAUAUCAUUUUUGUUAAUACAAUUCCUCAAAUAAGACUUGUCACUUUAAUUGCGCUAAUUAUGAUAAUAACCUUGAUUGUAGUAAUGAUUCUUCCAACUGUAAGUGGAAUAAUGAAUAAAAUAGUUGUACAUUAAUAAAAGUAGUUAUCGAUCCGUCUCCACCAGUAAAUAAUUUUGAUUGGAAACUUUGUACUUGUGUUUGUAUUCUUUUUUGGAUACUAAUUUGA